UAAACUUUUGUGUACACAAAAUAAAAUUUAAAUAUUAAAGUGACAAAAUUAAAACUUUGUUUUCUGUUGUUUUUAUAUUCGUAUUUUAACCUUGGGUGUAAACGUUUCUGAAGUAGUUUAGUCAUCCAAUAAUGAUUGACUGACCCAAAUAACUAAGUUGUUUUUAUUAUUACUAAUUAGUGAUUGAAAGAAUGAAGAUAAAGGAUAAAUGGAAUUGACUAAUAUUGUAGGCUUAAAAUUUUAAUGUGUUGUUAUAUCAUUGGAAAGUAUUAAACGGAAUGUGAUUUUUUAAUUAUAACAUGUUAAUAUGGAGGAGAUUUUGAAAACCUUGGAAAAAGUAUCAAAACGUGAUAGUGAACAUGGCAGACAAGUUAAUUUACUUUACAAGCGUAUUAGUGAAUUUGAAUUAACUAACAAAUAUCAACAUGGAUAUCUUACAGAAUAUAUACUACCAAAAAUUUAUGAUCUAUGUGAGAGAGAUAUUAUUAAAGAAGAUAUUUUAUAUUUAUCAAUAAUUGGAAAUCAAAAUUUUGUACUCCUAAACAAGUUUCUUAGGUAUAUUGACAAUACCAUAGGGAUUAAUAUCAAAAAUCCCACAAAAUUAUUUGACUAUUGUUUGUGUAAAAAGAAUCAUUGGUUUUCACAGAUAUUAUCAACUGACAGAAUUUAUAUACCAAAUAGAACAAUAUCUAAUAAAAUACUUAUACUGCAGCUUAUUAAUUUAACAAAUUUCAAUGAAUUUGAUGUUGACCAUAUCAAGAAUUUAUUGAAAAACCUGAAUAAAGAAGAUAUUGAAACAUAUUGGAAUAGAUACUUUAGAAAAAUUGAAUAUGCUGUUAAAAUAAUUGAAUAUAUUAAAACAAAUGAACCUUUAGUUGUUACACGAGAAGUUUUUAACUUUUUUCAAAAGCAUUCAGCUUUAGAAACAUUCUCAAAUUACUUAGAUUUAAAACAAUCCUGUCUUGAAGAAAUAUAUGAUUUCAUAAAGGAAGAAGAAGAAAUAUUCGAAACGUUUAAUGUGCAAUGUAUACAAUUUGAAGCUUUUUCUAUUUUGAAAAAAUUAUUAGAUUGCAUCACUAAAACACCAAAUUUGAAUAUAAGUGAGACAGUGAGAGAAAUAAAAGAAAAACUGUUGAAUAUUACAAAUUUUACUCUACAGUUAGAACUUUUGGAAGACGUAUUUGCAUCUCUGUUCAUAGAAACCUAUCAUCUACAUUCAGAAAUCAAUGAAAGUAUACUUAUUUGUGAAGAAAAAGAAGUUAGAUUGAUUAUAUAUCUGGUCAAAGAUGUUUUGGAAGAAAUUAAAACUAAAAAUAUACCUUCAAAGGACUCUCCUGAGCAUCAACGAUUAAGUCAAUUGCAUAAAGUUAUAUCAGAUGCAAUAUGGAGAAUGGAAUUAAUACGGAAUGUCAAAGAUAAUGAAAAAUGUGAUAAAUAUCUUAUGAAAUAUAUGCUCUCAACACCUGAAUCGUUAAUACAAAUGUGUGUAAAGAAAUAUGACUUUGAAGGGGCCUUCCAAGUCAUCAAGAUUUUUUCAAUAGAAGAUCCCCAAUUGAUAUGCGAGUUGCACUUUGCUGAAAGCUUGAUAAACCUCCGUGAUAAUCUGAAGAAAACAUUCAAGAUAAAAGCAAUUAAAAAAGUAGAUCCAAAAAUAUCUGUUACCAAUUUUGAUCUAGCCAUCGAUAAGAUUGUAGAGCAAUUUUUUGAAAGAAAUGAAGUGACUGCCAAUCGUCAAAUGAAACAGAGACUUGAUAUCCUUUUGGAAAAAUAUUAUUUUUUUAAACAUUACACUUCUGAAAAUGAAAAGUUUAUGAAUAUGCUAGAUUUAGCGAUAACUCUUCCAGACAACUUUGAAAAUUCUGAUAUCAUGCUCCAACUAGCUGCAGAAAAUUAUUCUUUAGAGGAUAAUGUAACAUCUAACUACGUAAAAUUUUACAAUAAACUGAAUACUAUGUUUAGGGAAAUUGCUAGAGGAAAGAAUUUAAGCAUUGGACAGCUACUCAUAUCACCACAUUAUCCACUAGAUUUGAACAAGCAUAUUAAACAAGAGGAAUUUUACAAAUCUCUCUCUCAGGCUAUUAAUGAUGUAAUAUCAGAUUUGAGCAUAUGUGAGCCUGGAGAAUUGAACAACAGGCAUCCAAGUCAUAUAAGUAUAUUGAAAUUGAACAAUUUACUAAGCGAAAAUAGUGAAUCUGGUACAGAUCCAAUUAAAUACAUAUCUAAAUUGUAUAAUUAUCUAAAAGCAUUCUCUCGAAUUCUCUAUAUCGAACAAAACACAUCAGAUAUCAUUUCAAAAGGUAAAAACACCUCCUAUUUCAACUUAAUUCCAUUUAAUAGAUCAUUACUGAUGGGCAAACUGUUGUUUGAACGACAUCUAGAACCAGGCGAGUUCGAAAAGUAUUUUGGAAAGUUGAAAUUGGACUAUUUAUACCACGUAGUUGGUAACUGUUUUCCAACAAUUAAUCUACACGCACAAGAAAACGUUGCCAAAGAAGAAUUGUACCCUGAAAAUAACCUGUACAUACCCAACAAAGGCGUUAUCGCAUAUAUACAAAGAAGAAAUUGGUUAUUGGCUUAUAUUUUGACUAAAAUGUAUACAGUGCAAGACGUUAAUGUUGAUAUCAGCGAAGAUAGAAUAAGAGUGUUUAUGAACUAUCUAUCACUGAAUAAAAUACGUCACUUGAAGCUCGUUUACAACAACAACGUGAUAGUAACAGCUUUGCAGAACGAAAUCAGUUCUCAAAAAAUAUCCGAUAUCAUAAAAAAACGCUGUGUAAAAUUUGAAAAAUUAGCCAGGGCUUUUGUAAGUCGCCCGUCAAACGAUAGCCAAGAAAACGGACAAGAACUCGAAGAGGACACUGUAUAUAUCGAUUGGAAACAAUUAUUCGACUUGGUGCAAUGUAUUCCCGAAGAGCAUGUCAAGAGGAAUCGUGUAUGGUUAGACAUAAUCGACACGAUUUUAUCCAAUUUGAUCACCGACGAUACCGUACCUGAAUAUUACAGAUACGUUCUAUUAAUAAACAACAGGGAGUUGAGGUUAACUAAUAUCAAAGAUAAUAUGCGGAAUUGGCCGGGAGAUUUUUGUUUGGACAUUAUCAAGUCGGAAUUGACCAGGUUCAAUGUUAUAGAGGAUGGACAAGUCGUGGAACUGAAGAUGUGGUCUUUACACAUAGAUCUUUGUGAAAAACUCAAAAGUAUCUUGGGAGUGAAAUCCUGGUACACCGCUUAUGAAUGGUGUGUGGAGAAUAAAAGACAGGUGAUUUCCUUACUUGUGGAAAACGAUAACAUUGAUCUGAUGUUGGAUUACAUUGAUUUACAUUCUCCGAGCCAAGAUUUAUUAGAAGCCAUUGACGAAUAUUACUUCUACCUAUUAUUUCAAUCUACUACACAUUUUGAAAAAAUCAAACUAUUAUUGGACAUUCUUCCUUUCCAACAAGGUAUCAACAUAUGUUACACUUUAAUAAAAUUGCUGAAAAAAUUGGACCAUUUGAAAUUCAUAGUGGAAUAUUUACUCAAUAACGUCAACGAUGAUGUUAUAAAAUACGUGGAAAUAAGCUUGAAGAUGUUGGGAGUUUUUCAACUCGAUGAACAAUUACAGCUGCUUGAUUUACUUGAAGAUCCACUCAGCAUCAUCGAACUAUUAUUAAUGAAUACGAAACUCGACAAACUAUCAGCUGUGUUGAACGUUCUAAAAGAAGAAGUAUUAGAAAGGGGAUUCAACGAUCGUAUAAUAUCUUUAGAAAAAAUAGAUGUUCUAUUAAGAAGAUAUGCCGAAAAGAGCUUGGAUUUUCGAAUCAUAGCCCAACCAAAUAUAAGGCUGCUAAAACCACCCGAAUGUAAUUUAAUGCAAUCUUUGGAUUCCCUUAAUUUAUCAUCCGAUGUCACUUAUUUUAUUAUGCCUCAAAAAGUACCUACAAAAGCUGAAUGGGUACCUAACAGUGAAGUUUUGGAGUGUAUGUGCUGUGUAAAAACUGUUUUUUCAAUGUUUAAUCGCAGGCAUCAUUGUAGAAGAUGUGGACGAGUCGUUUGUUAUUAUUGUUCACUGAAAAGGAUGCUGGUUCCUACAUACGGCGACCUUUUAGUACGAGUUUGUAACGGUUGUUACUUUCAAACAACGGGCGUAGAAGUAAAAUCCGGUACGAACGAUACAACUUCUACAAAAUCUUUUGUUAACGAUUAUUGGAUUCUAACCGAUAAUCCGGAACAUAACAAGAUCGCAAGAGAGGAAUUUUCUUAUGAACACGCACCGAGUGUCUCCUUAUGUUUGUCAAUUAUGAAAUACCAUUCCAAAAAUGUAGACUAUCCCAAAUUUCUUUUGGACCAUUGUAACAUGAUGUUGAAAUUAGUACUACCCAAUCAAGAACCCACUCAAGAAAUCGACUAUAUGCUCAUUAUUAAAAUGUUGAAAACUUUAGCGCUGGCAGCUAAAAUGUCUUCAAUAGAAUGUAGCUUACACAACGGUACAGCGUUGGCGGAUAGAAUUAUAUCUCAAGCAGACUUACUCGGUUUAUUAGCCGAAAGAGGUUGUUUUAAUUUACUCCCUGUACCAUGUAAAUAUUCCCAAGGAAAUUUCAUAGAUGCUUCAGUUUUAAGACGGGUACGUGACAAACUGCUGGAAAAUGAACAAUGGAAUUUAGCUUUGGAAGUAUCUACUAAAGCAGGACUUGAUAAUGCAGGCGUAUUUGCAGCAUGGGGUAAAAGUUGCUUAAAAGCAGGCAGUUUGGUAGUCGCUAGAGAGAAAUUCCAGCGAUGCCUGGAUAAGACAGCGCAUUACGAAUAUUCUCUACAAAACGACAAUAGUGAAACUCAAUUUGGAUUUCGUAAAUUUACCAAAACAUCGAAUAAUAUUAACUUUUCAGAGUCUAAAAAGUCAAAGGAUCCGCCGUUAUUAACAGAAAUAAUACAAAUUUUAGAAUCUAAUACCAGAGAUAUAGAUCAAAAAGAAUUUACAAUAAAUGAAAAUAUUACUAACCAUCAACAAGAUUUGGCUGUUUGUAUAUCGAAUAAAAUGAGAAAUUUAAAAAACAUUUCUUCGCAACUUUAUUACCAACCAGUACAAAUCGAAAAGAAAUCUCAUAGUUCUAGACCCCCGUUAUGCAGAUUAUUCUACGACGAAUGUGUUUAUUAUUUAACCAGAUAUGGAACUCGUCUUAGUCUCUUGGAAUUUUAUAUUAAACACGGCGACAUUUAUUUAGCUUUGACCAACAUCAUUGAUAAUCGUUUAGGAACCGAUACGUUCGUAGAAAUUUAUAUGCAUUGUCUUAAAGAAGGAGUUAUUGGAAUUUUACAAGAAAAAAUGUCUCUGAUUAACUCCAGUCUGGAUGUUUGGAAAGACUAUUUGAUGCACAUUUGUAGACAUUUGGAACAAUUUAACAUGUUGCAUUCACUUUACCAAUUGCAACAGUUUAUGGGAGAUUCUGUUAGAGCUGCUAUGACAUGUAUGCGAUUUUAUCAAGAAAACGCCUCAACAUUCAAAGAUUUAUUAAAGAACUCGCAAUUUCUUAACAUGGCCGAGCAACACUUGAGAUACGGUGCUGAACAAGAAGAGUGGAUUGAUGUGGCAACAGUUACAAAAUUGACUCCAGCUUCACAAACUAGUUUUGAAGAAAAGAGCAUUGCAAAUCCUUCAUUAGUGAUGAAAAUGAGUACAAAAGACAUAUGCAAACAUAUCAAAACCAUGGGUAGGCAAAUUGAAGUUACAGAAUUUUUGGCAAAAUGUGAAGAUCAAGAAGGGAAACCUAUGCAGGUUUAUAUGGAAAUGGAGAAACAAACAUCAGAAGCAAGUGCAUGUAAAGAUAAUGAAGAAAAACCAAAAAUUCCCCCUACUCUGUUUGGUUCAACGCAAGACAUAAUAAACUUGGCUGUGUUGGUUAUCGUUUGUGGACAGGAAAUUAAAGAAGGAUUCGCUCUCGCUUCAAAAUUAAUCCAAGAUUUCUCCUUGAAACCUGCGAAAAUAUAUUGUGAAGCCUGUAAACAAUUAGCGAAAGAACAAAAAUAUUCCAGUAUAGCUGAGUUGGUGAAUUGUAUCAAAGAGAGCAAUGAUAUCUCAAUCGUAGAUACUUGUGAUGAAAUGUUGCAUCUUGCAGUGGUAACUUCAGUAAAAGCCAAUGUUCCUGGUGCCAAAGUAGAGAAUUUGAUCAAGUUGAUAUUUCAUAAGGCGACUAAGAUUGCUGCAUAUAUAGAUGUUGGACAUUUAAAAACAGCGUACUUUUUAGCUGUUAAAUAUAAACGUAUGUCAGAUGUACGGAGGAUAUCAAGAGAAGCUGAACUACUCAAUCAACCAGCUAUAAAAGCUCUAUGCCAAAAAGUUCUACAAAAUUAUGCUCAGUCUCCCUCUCGUUCCCCCAAAGAAUCCUAAAAUUUUUAGUAUUUAUUUAUGUUUUUUUUUUUCUAUUUAUUCAACGAUUUAUAAUAAGACAUUCUAAUAAUUAUAUUCUUAGUACAUAAUGAAAACAUGUACCAUUUACAUACCAAAAUCAGAUUUAUUAUAUAUUUUAAUUAUUUCUGUUUAUUCGUAAGACUAAUAUUUGUUGCUAUAAUUUCAGAACUGGGAAUCAAUUUGCUUUAAAAACUACCGGGUGUCCAAUAACUAUGAGGACUAGAUGUGAUUUUAUGUGUAUCUAAUCCAAUUCAUUUUAGCAAAUCUUCCAUCUUAAGUGACCUAAAAACCGCACAUAAAAACUUGGUACAUUUUAUAAUCCUACAGUUAUAGUUUGUUUAUUAAUAACCCGCGUUUUGUUGCAAAAUAGAAGAUGUUUUGUACAAGAGUCUACAUUUCAUUGUUUUGCUUCCAAAAUAUGUAAACUCCCCCCAAAACAGGCAAUUCCCACAAAUUAGUACUACUUCUCCAAAGUACUUAAGCCUUUUGCUGAAGUGAGCAGGAUAUUUACAGAGUAGAUGCUCUGCUUUUUCCAUGGCUUGUUUGCAAAAUCUUCAGUUGUCAUCCUCUUCCAAGUCUGUCGUCUUUAGAUGAUGUUUGAUGAAGCAGUGAGAAGACCGCCAACUAGUUUAAUGUUGUUUCUGGUCUCACGAGAAGUGCCUCAGACUUCUUAGCUAAUAUGAUUAUGAAUGUUUUGGAUUGGGUUAGACCUGGAGUUCAGUUCGUUGUUGAUAUGACACCUCAUAAGGUUACUGUAAGGCUCUGGUCCUAAGUAUGGAGUUUUUGCCUCUUUUUUGACAAGGCUAUCAGCUUUCUCCUUUCCUGAUAUACCCCAGUGGCCUAGUAACUACAUACUUUGUUGCUAGCUAGUUCUUUUAGAGUUAGUUUGUACUACCCACAUUUGCUUGUACGUCCACUAUAUAUUAUUCAGUGAUCUUAAGGCAGUUUAGUUUUCUAGGGAAGUUUAUUACUAGCAAUUCUGCCUGAAAAGCAGUGAGUGCUUUUCUUGAUGGUAUGAAGAGCUCGCAUUCUGAUACAAAAAACCCUAAUCCAGCUCCUUACUCCCACUUUUAACUAUCUGUAUAACAAAAAGAUGUAUUUUGACCCAUCCUUACGAUCAUUGAAUGGGAUAUCUGUGUCUAUAAUAAUGUACAUUAGGUCCAUUGAUUUGUUACUGCUUUCUAGAUUUAUUAGUUUUAGAAUCCUUAGUGACGUAUCAGAUUUCCUGGCUUUAGUUUUACUGCCUGGAUUAGCCUUGGGAGCCGCUAAAUGCCUUUUAAAUUAGGGUAGAUGGACAUGUAAUCACAUCUAGUACCUGUACUUUUAAGUUUAACAGGAGAAUUGUCGAAAUACUAGUGUAAUAUUUUAGUUUCUUGUCGAUCUCAAAUGUGACUUUACUUUCAUAAUUUCCUGGAAACUUAUACACUACCUUCUAUUUCUUUCUCUACAUUUUUUUUGUCAUCUUGAUUAAUUCAUUGAGUUCCUCGUUUUUCACUAUUUCAUCUUAUAGGUUAUGUUCUUUUUCCCUUUCAAUUAUGUUUUAUUUUCCUUUAUGGUUUUCUCUAAUUUCACUUUCAAUAUCUAAUUUAACUAAACCUAGUGUUAAAGUUCUUAUGUAAUCCUAAUUUUGAAAUUACCGCAACAUAUUUCCUUCGUGAAAUUUAGAAAAUGUAGCUGUGACUUGGGCUGUGAUAAUCCGUCUAUAUAUACUGAAAUUAAAUUUUAACUAUGUAAUUUUAUCUAUUAAAACAAAUUAUUUCAACAACUAAAA
Molecule: messenger RNA, 8150 nt
Organism: Diorhabda carinulata
Lineage: Eukaryota; Metazoa; Arthropoda; Insecta; Coleoptera; Chrysomelidae
Gene: Sptz
Product: zinc finger FYVE domain-containing protein 26 homolog
Exons: 14
Coding region: 308-6358 (2016 amino acids)
Biological process (GO): double-strand break repair via homologous recombination; regulation of cytokinesis; mitotic cytokinesis
Cellular component (GO): midbody; centrosome; lysosomal membrane
Molecular function (GO): phosphatidylinositol-3-phosphate binding; metal ion binding
Source: RefSeq, a predicted model, not a curated record